Lycium ferocissimum is the source of this 690-nucleotide messenger RNA. RefSeq lists its product as uncharacterized. The record is from RefSeq and is a predicted model, not a curated record. Lineage: Eukaryota; Viridiplantae; Streptophyta; Magnoliopsida; Solanales; Solanaceae. Bases 1 to 690 code for a protein of 229 amino acids. The transcript has a single exon.
AUGGGAAAAACUAACCCUAAUUCGAAGAAAUUAGGGGACCCAAAUGUCAAAACUAGAGUUACUAUGCACAAUGGUGUUCAUGCUGUGAUUUUCAAAUCAAAGGAUUAUAAUGGAGUUAUGGCAGAGGAAUGUAAAUAUACCCUAAUCGGAAAGUUCGUGAAGACCCGUCCCAAUAUUGAGCGCAGCAGAUCAAGCUUUGUGGAGAAGAUCUCUCUAAAGAGCACUCCUAAAAUUGGUACGUAUGAUUAUCGAACUGUCUUCAUAGAGGUAUCAAAUGAAGAGGACUGUCAAACAAUUUGGUUUAGAAGGUCUAUUGAAAUUGAUGGUAUGGUAAUGUGGUUACAAAAAUGGAAUUCGGACUUCAAGCCCGAAGAGGAUUCACCAAUAGUGCCAGUUUGGGUGUUACUACCUGGGCUCCUAUUUCAUUUCCACCCAUGGAAUUAUGUUAAAAAAAUCCUUAGACCGAUUGGUAUCCCUCUAUCCCCUGAUUUGGCUACAGAGAAUAGAACCAGACCCAACAUGGCCAAAGUGCGGGUCGAAGUCGAUCUCACUAAACCUAGGCUAAAUCAAAUAUGGGUGGGACAAGAAGAUGAAGCCAAUCCGUUAAAAGGUUUUUAUCAAAAAAUUGAAUAUGAGGGGGUCCCAAAGUACUGUAGACAUUGUAAGAUCCUAGGACACUCAGUCCUUUAA